AUCAUGACCUCGUGCCGCAAUCCAAAAGCAAAGAAAUAAUCCAUACAUGCGAACAUGGCCCUCGCCCUCUCCCCACGGGGAAGAAGGGACGUGACGAGAGAGAGAGAGAGGGUUGCGCAAUAAUUCCCUCCUCCACCUCCACCACCAGCACCAUUACCCAGAAUAAUGACAACAACAAGAUCACAUCAUUCCUCUCGCGCAACCACCUCAUGGACGGCCGCUCUCAUCACUCGCUUUUCGAUCCCCGAUCGAAAUACACACACAUAUACAUAUACAUUUCAUCCGGAUCUCCCCUCCUCUCUCCCUAUCCUUCCCAUCCCCUCGAAAGGGCAAACCUUCCCUUCUCUUCGGGACGGCGCCGCCAUAGACGAGGAGGACAUUGUCCGACACUCGGAGCUGCUGUGCUUGUCUUCCAAGUUAUGACGGAAGAGCAUGGAUCAGGACAAGCCAUGCAGCGGUGGAGCGACGACAGAGGGGCCCUGCUGACGCUCGAAAUGUCGCUUGCCACCAUCGCGAGGACUCUCGAGAUCUCCUCGUCCGCGCGUCGGACGCGGCAUCGUGAUCGCAGAACGGCUCUGGGGGCGAGCUUUUCACUUCAGAUAUGCAGAGGAAAGCAACAUGACGAGGUUGGUCAGAUUCAAGGAUGAAUUUUCUUUCUUACUGUUUCGUCUAGUCUUUCAUUACGUUCCCUUCUCUCUCUCUCCUCUUUUCCAAGAGAAUUCUUUCCGUCGGUCGUUCAUCAUUACCAUCAUAGGCCCAUCUCGCCAUCCUGGUUCGCCAGGAGUUUUGAGCGCGGGCUCCUUUCCCGUGACGUCCCUGCGCGUGGGUCACUUCCAAGUCCUUCCAAAAAGUCGCAACGCUAGAAGAAAAGGG
Dissoconium aciculare CBS 342.82 is the source of this 873-nucleotide messenger RNA. RefSeq lists its product as uncharacterized. The record is from RefSeq and is a predicted model, not a curated record. NCBI's taxonomy places the organism in Eukaryota, Fungi, Ascomycota, Dothideomycetes, Mycosphaerellales, Dissoconiaceae. The transcript has a single exon. Bases 210 to 647 code for a protein of 145 amino acids.